Molecule: messenger RNA, 1037 nt
Organism: Impatiens glandulifera
Lineage: Eukaryota; Viridiplantae; Streptophyta; Magnoliopsida; Ericales; Balsaminaceae
Exons: 5
Coding region: 44-787 (247 amino acids)
Source: RefSeq, a predicted model, not a curated record
UCACCAUUCUCCCCCUCUCUCUUAACCUAUCUCUCUUAACCUAAUGGAGAAGAACGAAGACGAUUGGGUAAAGGCAGCCCUGGCUAACGAUGAUAUAGUAGUCCAAUUCCUCUUGAAUCUUAAACAAUCAAACAAGAUCGACACGCCGACCGUUCUUCCACUCGAUUGGACCGUAAGACAGCUCCGUACGAAGAAACCGCCGCCGCCUCUUAGGUCAAGUCCUACCACACCGCUCUCUUGGAGCUACGCCACCGCUACAGAGAGCUGCGGCGGCGGAGGAUCUGGUGACGGAUUAGAAGAAUCCAGUCGUCAUUCACUUCCUAAACGCAGUGAAUCAUCGAGAUCUAAGGUUAGUGGUCCAGGUGGAACAACUAUAACCUUGUCAAAGAAACCCAGAAAGAAAAAGACUUUAGCAGAGCUUAAAGAAGAUGAAGACUUGCUUCUCAAGGAAAGAAGGAAUUUGAAAAGGGAAUUGGCAGCAUUGCACAUCAAUUUGGAGAAAGAAAGAGUCAAUAAUGAAAGGCUUAAGAGACUAAAGAUGGAAACACAAGAAACCCAAGCCAAGGAAAAUACAUCUGUUUCAAUCAGCCCCCUUAAAAUCGAAGCAUCUAAUGAUCCGGUUUCAUCAAUCUUCUCUACAUGCUCUAGAAUUGGUGAACAAUUUUCAGUGCCAACCACAACUUGCAGACAACAAGAAUUCAAGGAUGUAGGCUUUCUCAUACCCGAUUUGAAUAUGCCAUUUGAAGAUGGUUUCGCAUGCGAGGUUCAAGCUGGAGCUGCGAGCUAACAAAGAAUAGGCCGCGAAAUUGUAACUAUAGAUAACAUAUUUCCUUGAGAACUUUCCUAAAUUGACUAGAAAAGUUUAUUUUAUUUUUGAACAUUUUUCUUCAUAAGGAAAUGCUAAGGAAUAGAUUUGAGAUUCUAACUUUUAUGUUAGUAGAGAUUAUGAAAACAAUUGGUUUGAAAUCAUUUGAAGCUGGUAUUUUUUUUUAUUGAGAAUCAGUUCAUAGUAAAUUGUUGAUGAUUGUUCCUUUUUA